CAGAGGGUGGAACCCAGGCAGUGAGAACUAGCCCAUUCCCUGUCCCACAACACCAGCCUGACAGUGCCACAGCUCUGUCUCUCCCUGCACCCAUUUCUUGCCACUAAGGUGUCUCGCAGUGCCUCAGAGAGGAGGGCGAGCUCGGCCCUGCCAGCUGCUCCUGAGACAGCCUGCCAUGCCGGAGCACCUUGCCCAAGGAUUGCUGAUGCCAUGCUCUGCCCGUGUGCCACUCUGGAGAGGGCUGAGCCACUGCUGCCUAGCGGGUUUGGCAGCGAAGACCAGAGCCCAGCUUCCUUCCCUAGGGCUGGCAGUCCGGGGAUGCUGAGCAGCACCACGAUGUAUGGACGCUACACACAGGACCUGGGCACCUUCGCCAAGGACGAGGCAGCUCGGCUGCGGCUGCAGCAGAGAGAUGGAGAAGGCGACUCCCCCCGGCCCCGCCGGCCCUCGGAGCUGCUGGAGUACACCCAGGGUCGCUGUGCCCCCUGCCGUGUCUGCGCCUUGCAGUGCCAGCGGUUCCUCAUCUCCAAGGUGGGUGAGGACUGGGUCUUCCUCAUCCUUCUGGGGCUGGUCAUGGCGCUGGUCAGCUGGGCCAUGGACUUCGCCAUUGCCACCUGUCUCCAAGCCCAGAAAUGGAUGUACGGGGGCCUGGACACCAAUGUGCUGCUGCAGUACCUGGCUUGGGUCACCUACCCUACUGUUCUCAUCACCUUCUCAGCUGGCUUCACUCAGAUCCUCGCCCCUCAAGCCGUGGGUUCAGGAAUCCCUGAGAUGAAGACCAUCCUGAGGGGUGUUGUGCUGAAGGAGUACCUCACCUUCAAGACCUUUCUGGCCAAGGUCAUCGGGCUGACAUGUGCCUUGGGCAGUGGCAUGCCCCUGGGCAAAGAGGGUCCCUUUGUCCACAUUGCCAGCAUGUGUGCAGCUCUGCUCAGCCGCUUCCUCUCCCUCUUUGGAGGCAUCUAUGAGAAUGAGGCGAGGAACAUUGAAAUGUUGGCGGCUGCCUGCGCAGUUGGUGUCGGCUGCUGCUUCGCCGCCCCAAUUGGAGGCGUCCUCUUCAGCAUCGAGGUCACCUCUACCUUCUUCGCUGUCCGCAACUACUGGCGUGGCUUUUUCGCUGCCACCUUCAGUGCCUUCAUCUUCCGUGUCCUCGCCGUCUGGAACAAGGAUGAAGAGACGAUCACUGCACUGUUCAAAACUCGCUUCCGCCUCGACUUCCCUUUUGACCUACAGGAGUUGCCAGCCUUCGCCGUCAUUGGGAUCGCAAGCGGCUUCGGGGGUGCGCUCUUCGUCUACCUCAACCGCAAGAUUGUGCAGUUCAUGCGCCGCCAGAAGACCAUCAACCGCUUCCUCAUGAAGAAGCGUCUGCUCUUUCCUGCCCUGGUGACUCUGCUCAUCUCCACGCUGACCUUCCCACCUGGUUUUGGACAAUUCAUGGCUGGCCAGCUCACCCAGAAGGACACUCUGGUGACACUAUUCGACAAUCAGACGUGGGCCAAGCAGGGACUCAGUGACGAGUUUGAAUAUUUGGGCAUCCUGGAAGCUUGGCAUCACCCUCACUCCAACGUCUUUGUCACCCUUGUUGUCUUCAUCCUCAUGAAGUUCUGGAUGUCAGCCCUGGCAACCACCAUCCCAGUGCCCUGCGGAGCCUUCAUGCCUGUCUUCGUCAUCGGGGCAGCUUUUGGGCGCCUGGUUGGAGAGAGCAUGGCAGCCUGGUUCCCUGAUGGCAUCCACACCAACAGCAACACGUACCGCAUAGUGCCAGGUGGCUAUGCCGUGGUGGGGGCAGCCGCCCUGUCGGGAGCCGUCACCCACACAGUGUCCACAGCCGUUAUCGUCUUCGAGCUGACAGGGCAGAUCUCACACAUCCUGCCUGUCAUGAUCGCUGUCAUCUUGGCCAACGCCGUGGCCCAGAGCCUCCAGCCGUCGCUCUAUGACAGCAUCAUCCGUAUCAAGAAGCUGCCCUACCUCCCGGAGCUGGGCUGGGGCCACCACGAGAAAUACAACGUGCGGGUGGAGGACAUCAUGUUGCGAGACAUCCACUACAUCACCCUCAACUGCAAGUACCGGGACCUGCAGCAUGUGCUGCAGAGCACCAAAAUGAAAAGCCUGCCGCUGGUGGAGUCUGCUGAGUCCAUGAUCCUGCUGGGCUCCAUCGAGAGGGCGCAGGUAGGGGCUCUGCUCAGCCAGCAGCUCAGCCCCCAGCGCCGGCUCCUGGCCCUGCGGCAGAAGGUACUGGCUGAGGACGGACACCGGCUUUCCGAUGCCAGCAUUCGCUUCCAGAUCAGCACAGAGACCUCCUCGAGUGUCCCCACCCGUGUCACUCCCCGCAAGCCCCUGAAGCCAGCACUGAAGCGGGUGCCCAGUGGCCCAGCCGAGAGCCUCCAAGCUGGCACCACUGACCACACUGGCAUUGCUCUCAAGAACCUCUUCUGUGCCAACACCACCACAGAGCCCACUGAGGAGGAGAUGGAUCCAGCUGACAGGAUGACCCCAGCACAGAUUCUGGAGUGGGAGGAACAGCAGCUGGACCAGGUGGUAGACUUCAGCAGCGCCAAGAUUGACCCUGCACCCUUUCAGCUUGUGGAGCACACCUCACUGCACAAGACCCACACUAUCUUCUCACUGUUGGGUCUGGACCAGGCGUACGUCACCAGCAUCGGGCGCCUGGUGGGCAUGGUGUCCCUCAAGGAGCUGCGCAAGGCCAUCGAGGGCUCCCUGACAGGCAAGGGGGUGAAGGUUCGCCCACCGCUCGCCAGCUUCCGAGACAGCACCGCCAGCACCAGCGAGCCUGACACCACGGCCCUGCGCCAGCUCUGGGACCGCCACCAGCACCACUCCAUGCCCCGCGAGGCCGGUCCCAGGGGUGAAGAUGAGGACAACACCCCCAAGGGCUAGUGAAACAGGGUGUUCCCCAUUGUGUCCUCAGGUGCUGCAGGGACCCUUGGCAGGUGCCAGGGGAUGUUCUCGCUGUGCCCACUCAUAUUGGGCUUGGCAUAAGGGUGGGAACUCUCAAUCCAGUGCCUCUGCCCCUUCCCUGUGCCAGGGACUGACCAGGUGUCCUCCAACCUGCCCAUGCUCCCCACCUCCCUGCCAGCUCUUGGGGUUUCUCACUUCACUACCUCUUCCCACCUCAGCCCCUAGUGUUCUCUAGCACAGCCAUCGCCCUCAACCCCUUGCCAACAGGUGCCACAGUGUCCCUGCUCCGGGUGGCAUGAAGACAUGAGUGGGCACUGCCCCCCUCCUCAGCACCUUAUGGCUGGGAAGCAGGGGGGGCCUUCUGCCUCUGCUUUUCACACCCAUCUCCAUGUAAAUACAGAGAUUUUUAUAUUAAUUUAAUAAAAGGACUUUAUAAACAGA
Pogoniulus pusillus (Red-fronted tinkerbird) is the source of this 3357-nucleotide messenger RNA. It is a transcript of the gene CLCN2, whose product is annotated as chloride voltage-gated channel 2. Lineage: Eukaryota; Metazoa; Chordata; Aves; Piciformes; Lybiidae. The coding region runs from base 211 to 2895 and encodes 894 amino acids. The record is from RefSeq and is a predicted model, not a curated record. The transcript has 23 exons. Gene Ontology annotation, molecular function: voltage-gated chloride channel activity. Gene Ontology annotation, cellular component: plasma membrane. Gene Ontology annotation, biological process: chloride transport; transmembrane transport.